CUGACCUUCCGUCUGAAUCGGUCAGAUGCUCAGAUUGUUUGGCAAAACUUUAACCUCCUUUGAGUAUCCGGCAGACAUCCAUAUCAUUCAGAGCGAUAUUUUUGCUCGUCAAUAUCGUCCUUUAACAUUUUAGUAUCAAUCUCGGCUCACUCCUUCUGACUACUCUCGCUACUGAUCAAUUUAACAGCUGUGUACACUGUCUUCCAGGACAGAAAGCCUGUAUGUGCGAUCGUGACUGUGCGUUGCCUUCCAGAAAAACCCAUGUGUGCGAUUCAACAAUUGUGAUAAUCUGAAUUCAGAAAUUUUCACCUGUCGCUCUUGAUUUCUUGAUUUGGUUCAAACUAUUGUAGCCCCUUAAAUGGAUAGACUCAGGGAAGAAAAAAUACAAAGAUUCGAAGAAUUUGUUGACCGACGCUUGAAACCUGACCUUGUUCGGGCCAUUGCUGAAAGGGACAAGGUUUUUGAACAACAGAAAGUCUUCUCAGAUCUGAGAAAAAAUUUGGAGAAUUUGGAGAAGAAUAGUGUAACAAGUCUCAGGUCAAUGGUCAAUCUCGGGUCUGAAGUAUACGCACAAGCUGAAGUACCUGAUACACGCCACAUAUUUGUAGACGUUGGGCUUGGAUUUCAUGUAGAACUCACUUGGUCCGAGGCUUUAAGUAUCAUCCCUGCCAGGGAAGAAAAAUUGGCAAGGCAAAUCGAGGAAUACACGCGUCUCAUUGCACAAAUAAAAGCCCAAAUCAAGACGGUUUCGCAAGGGAUACGAGAGUUGCUGCAACUGCCAACGGAGUAAUUUUGCCAAAUUAUCAAGUCAAAAACAAGAACCUGAACUUUGAAAUUUGUUUAGGCCAGAUUUGCCUUUUUGAUUUAUCGUCAACAAUUUAAGUGAAAUAUAUGAAUUUUUCGAAGUAUCGAUCAUAAAGGACUGUGUUGUAACUUGUUUUCUUUGACAACAAACUGUGAGAGUAAUCAACUAGCUUCUUCUGUUGGGGUG
Molecule: messenger RNA, 991 nt
Organism: Cynara cardunculus var. scolymus (artichoke)
Lineage: Eukaryota; Viridiplantae; Streptophyta; Magnoliopsida; Asterales; Asteraceae
Product: protein UXT homolog
Exons: 8
Coding region: 359-790 (143 amino acids)
Biological process (GO): positive regulation of transcription by RNA polymerase II
Cellular component (GO): mediator complex; chromatin
Molecular function (GO): transcription coregulator activity
Source: RefSeq, a predicted model, not a curated record